AUGGCCACAUCCGGGCCUCCAUGGCAUUUGCUUUGUCUUCUAUCAACACUCCUCUUGUUGAUCGAUGCGGCCGACAAUGAGACCAGCUCUCCGAUGGAUUCCGCGACGGUGGGGGAAAAUGUGGACAGUGUCAUUGUGAAUGUGGGCCAUAUUGGCGCUAUCGGCGUGAUGCCAAAGUCCGAGGAGAUCUUGGCCAUGUGCCGCGAGGAGCUGUGGAAAGAGGGCGUCCUGGACAAGAAAUUCGACAUCAAGUGAGUGCGCGAAAUGCCUGUUACUCGGCAAUUCGCAAGGCUGUCGGGAAAAUAAUGAGCGCAAUGUUGCUGGGCCAAUCAUAUCGCUGAAGUGAAAAGCAAUUUGAUUUUGCCGCGACACAAUUCAUUUUCUCGGUGGCGAUUUUCGACACGAAAUUUUGCUCAUCCUAAUCUCACGCAUGCUCACACAGCCUAUUACAAUAAUUACAGGAUCAUCAGCAGUAUGGGUUGUGGCGAAUCUUUCGAGGGUGUUGCCGUCGGCGCUGACAUGUAUCAUCAGCAGAAUGUCAAGGCUUUCAUUGGCCCCUACUGCAAUGCAGGUAAGCCGCGAUUUCUGUAGAACAUACAGCCCAAAUACAAUAGAAUUUUAUCUAACCAAAUCUUUGUAGAAAUGGACGCAGUCAGCAAGAUGGCGGCGUUCUGGAAUGUCCCCAUCGUUGGCUACAUGGCUGCAGGCACCGCAUUCUCCGACAAGACAAUCUACAAAACCACCGCUAGAGUUUCGCUGAGAACCAUCAAUUUUAUGGCUGUAGCCACUGUCGCUGCGUUGAAGCAUUUCAAAUGGCAAAAAGUAGGGAUAAGCGGACAAAACAUAUUUUAUUGUAGGUUGCAAUUGUAACCCAAAACGGAGUCGCAGCGUUGGAACGAGCUCAAGCCUUCGAGGCGGUAAUGCACCAAUCCGGAGUUCAAGUCAUCAAGAAGGUCAUGUUUGAUGAAAACAGCCAAACAAAGGACAUUCUGGCCUCUGGAUACAUGGAACAACUAAAACAAAGUGCAAGGGGUAAGUGCAUUUUUCAGUAGAAUGCCCAUAGCUCAUUGUGAGUCAGAGAUUCUGUCAUGCAGUCGGGGAAAUAAUGAAAACACUGGACUUGCGCCUGUCGCGUCGCUGAAAUGAAAAGCAAUUUGAUCUUGCCGCGACACAAUUCAUUUUCGAUGUGAUGUUUGAUGCGACAGAGAGCCCAUUAUUUUCCCGACAAUCAGAUAGUACCCUCAAAAGAGCAUGAUUAACUCUUAUUCCACCGAUUUCAGUCAUUGUCUGUAUUUUCUCGAACACCCGCGACAUGAACAAGGAGUUUAUGAGUGCCGCGACUGCCGCUGAUAUGAACAACCCAGAAUUCGUCUAUGUUCUUCCGUGGCUGCAAGCCGAAGCCAAAGAUCUGCCUCCGUGGAUUGGCCCAGACGGACAAACUAUGGCCAAUGUGAAAUCCCAUUUUGGCAACUGUAUUAUCGUAAGUUGGCAAUUUUCCGGCUAAUAUCGCUGAAUUCAGAUUGACGACUCCACCGGCUUCGAAAACACCCUAUUAACGCCGUUCAAGGAAAAGGUGUCGAGCUUCGGGCUCAACGUCGAGGAUCUGAAUCUUGUAAGUGUCCAGGGGCCUUCAACGUUCCACGGCGAACACGCAAAAUAUACCCAUCGAUUGCAGGAGAAUAUCUACGGUUAUAUCCAUCUCUAUGACGCGCUGAAACUUUACUGUCUGGCUGCUCGGAAAGCGAUUAGUGAGACGGGAAAACUAAGCGUGAUUGACGAUGGAAAAGCGAUCUGGAAUCGGAUGAGAAGCUUCUCGUUUCCCGGCCUCGUCUCCGCGGCUGGAGAAUCCUCCGGCACGGUGCUGAUGGACGAUUUGGCCGAGAGAGCGGGGGUUUUCGCCGCAUUUUAUAUCUCGACUACGAAAGAAGAGACGGUCAAGGUUGUGGAGAUGACACCCGUGCCGCUCAAGAAUUGCGAUGGGCUAGUGAACAAGAGUAGCUGCAUGGAAUUGGUAAGCCGGCACUACUAGUCCGUUCGCAAAGCCGCUGAAGUGAUUUCGGCGACAUGCGUUGUGAGAAAACAACUGCUCAUUGUGCAAUUUUCGAUAGGCUUUUUUGGGCUGACGCUCGCACCCUGACUUUCUGUUUCAGAAAACUCAUAUAUUAUAAAUGCCAUUUUCAGCGACUAAACGACACAAUCACUGGAUUUUGGCCUUCGUUUGACGGCCGCCUUCCGAAAGACGAACCAGAUUGCGGAUUCAGAGGAGAAAGAUGCGAUUACACCUUGCUCAUGGUUGGAGGUAUUCUCGCGAUAGCAGCGGUAGUACUGGCGCUUUGCGGCUUCUUGCUGUGUCGAACCUUGGAGAACAGUGCGUUGGACAAAAAUUCGUGGCGCAUAUUCCGCGAGGACCUAAGGCUCAUCAACUCGGAGGAAUUGAAGUCUAUGGUAAGAAAGAUGAAAGGCAAUGGAAAUGCCAACACAAUGAAAAACUUAUUUCUUUUUUUGGUUUUCAGCUUUCCAUUGGAUCCACUAGAACAAAGCUAAGUAACGCAACCAAAUUUGCGAAGCAUCACGCAAUCAUUGGAACCAAUACGCAUGCCUCAUACCACGCCUAUCCCCAACAACGAAUGAUCAGGUUCGUUAGGGACGACCUUCGCCUCCUGACCCAAAUGAAAUUGGUAGUGCAUGACAAUUUGAACCCUUUCCUUGGGAUGUCCUUCAACGAGAAGGAGGAAAUGCUCAUUUUGUGGAAAUUCUGUUCGCGUGGAACAGUUCAAGACAUUAUAUACAAUGAUGACGUAUCUCUGGACACUAAUUUCCAUGCCGCUUUCGUUAGGGAUAUUACUUUGGUAGGUUAACUCCAUAAUAGAGAGAAAUACCAAAAAGGGAACUACUAUGACAACCAUUUCAGGGUCUGGAAUACCUCCAUACCUCGCAGAUCGGCUAUCAUGGAUCUCUGACACCUUGGUCUUGCCUAAUCGAUCGAAACUGGAUGAUCAAACUGACGGACUACGGAAUCGCCAACCCCAUUGAACGUUGGUCGAAACAAGGUGCUAUUGGACAAGAAUCCUUAAUGGAAGAUGACGAGAAGAGUGGCGCUAUUCAAGCGACAAGUGGGUUUUAGAAAUAAAAACGCAAAAACAUGAGAGGACUGAAAAAGUUUUGCCUUUUUGUAAUUGCCGUAGAUCCGAUUGCAAUCUCUAAUUCAUCAUCAAAUUAAGAUGACAAUUCUCACGCUUCAGACACGUUGUACUGUGCGCCGGAAAUGCUGCAGAAUCGGGACAACAACAAGAGAAGAGGAAUGGAUCAGAACUGGCAGAAGCAGGCGCUAAACAGACUGCAAGCUGGUGACAUCUACGCAUUCGGAAUGGUCAUGCACGAGAUUAUGACACGGAAACUGCCCUUCCCCGAAGAUCAGAAUAUCUCAGGUAGGCAAGGAGAAUCGAAGGAAACAGAAGCGUAGAGCAAGUUCAAACUAAAGGGAGUUUUUUUAGAUCUCUGUGGCUUCUUGAAAGACGGCACAAGAACAGUGAGGCCACAGGUCCAGAAGAAUGACACCAUCUCGGCCGAUUUGGUGUCUCUGCUAGAAGAUUGCUGGUCUAGAAACCCAGAAUUGCGGCCCAGCAUUCGGCGUGUCAGGCUGAAUACCGAGCAUUACUUGAAAGUGUAAGCAAUUGCAGUGCCAAACAAAAUAGCGGCUGAAAACAUAUCAUACAUCAUGUUUGAUGCAAUAAAACGCAACAUUAUGCGUUGUAUUGCAUCAAAGAUGAUGUAGGAUAUGUUUUCGGCAGCAUGACACCGUCUGCUAGAAAUUCGUCCUGUAAUCCCCUAGUAUGAUCCCUAAUUUCAGCAAAGGAAGUCUGGUAGAUCAAAUGAUGCGUAUGAUGGAACAAUACGCCAAUAACCUCGAGAAACUCGUUCAAGAACGAACUGGUAUGCUGGAGGAAGCCAAUGAACGCGCCGACAAGCUGCUAAACCAACUGUUACCUCGCUACGUUGCCACCGAACUAAAAAUGGGAAGAGCUGUAGCGCCAAAAAUGUUCAAAGAAGCCUCUGUCAUGUUCACCGACGUUGUCGGGUUCACAACCAUCUGCUCAACGUCAACUCCGCUAGAGGUGGUGACAAUGUUGAACAAUGUGUACACCGGGUUUGACAAUAUCAUCACCAAAAAUGGUGCGUACAAGGUUGAGACUAUUGGAGAUGCCUAUAUGAUUGUGAGUGGAAUCCCGCAGGAAAACGGAAGCCGGCAUUUGAUGAGCGUUAGUGAUGUUGCAUUGGGCUUCAUGCGAUAUUUGGAGGACUUCCCUGUACCGCACAGACUCCAGGACAGGAUUCGAAUCCGCGCUGGACUGCAUACGGGACCCGUGGCCGCCGGAGUUGUUGGAUUAACAACUCCGAGGUACUGCCUAUUUGGAGAUACGGUAAGUAAAAAUACAAAGCAUUGGUAGCUUUGCGAGUAUAAGCUCAAGUGACAGAGAUAUCCGAUUGAAAUUACGAACACACAAUAUUAUUUUAGGUCAACAUGGCCUCAAGGAUGGAAUCCACCGGAACUCCACAGAGGAUCCAAGUCAGCGACCAGUUCAAAACAGAACUGGACAGACUGUAUCCAGAAUAUGUGACAACACUACGUGGAGAAAGCGAGAUCAAGGUGAGAAGAGAGUCCGAGAAAAUUUUUUAUCCCUCAAACCUCUAGUGCAAUAUAAUCGACGUCAUUUUUCAGGGCAAAGGACUAUGUCGGACAUAUUGGCUGGAAGGAACAAGCGUUGCAGCCUAG
Bursaphelenchus xylophilus (pine wood nematode) is the source of this 4774-nucleotide messenger RNA. Lineage: Eukaryota; Metazoa; Nematoda; Chromadorea; Rhabditida; Aphelenchoididae. The record is from the annotation of a GenBank genome assembly.